AUGCCAGACUAUCGUCAGCAAGCAUGGAAAGAAUCCGUAUGCGACUGUUUCCACGAUGGUCAAAUAUGUUGCUAUGGUUGUUGGUGUUGCUGCUGUCUGUAUGGUGAAAAUGUUGCAAAAUUGGAAAAUAACUCUCGGUGUUUCACACAUUGUUGUGUAUAUACUCUGUUGAGUAUGUUUGGUUGCUGUUGCUUAAUUCAUUCAGCGAAACGUGCACGAUUGAGACAAAGAUAUGGUUUAGUUGAAGAUGCUUGUGGUGAUUGUUUCAUCACGUGCUGCUGUCCGGCUUGUGCAAUUUGUCAAGAAGCACGAGAAAUGAAAAUGAGAGGAUGUCCGGCACCACCGUUGAUUGUUAUACACCAGCCUGCAAUGUCAUUAUCAAGUGCAGCUGAUUUUGAUACAAACCAUUGA
Messenger RNA from Adineta ricciae, 411 nucleotides. Lineage: Eukaryota; Metazoa; Rotifera; Eurotatoria; Adinetida; Adinetidae. The record is from the annotation of a GenBank genome assembly.